This is a messenger RNA of Patiria miniata (bat star), 1047 nucleotides long. RefSeq names its product high affinity cationic amino acid transporter 1-like. Gene Ontology annotation, molecular function: amino acid transmembrane transporter activity. The record is from RefSeq and is a predicted model, not a curated record. Gene Ontology annotation, cellular component: plasma membrane. Bases 1 to 1047 code for a protein of 348 amino acids. Lineage: Eukaryota; Metazoa; Echinodermata; Asteroidea; Valvatida; Asterinidae. The transcript has a single exon. Gene Ontology annotation, biological process: amino acid transport; transmembrane transport.
AUGUUGGCUUCACUGUCUGGCCUGUGUUACAUAGAGUGUGCCUUACAGCUACCUGGAACGGGAGCGUCUUACCUGUACGCCUAUGCGACACUUGGAGAGAUGAUAGCGUUCUUAACUGGGUGGAGUAGUGUGGCAGCACGAAUCGUUGCGCUUGCUUCCAUAGGACAGGUAUGGAGCGCCUAUUUAGACGAUGCUUUAGGCGGCUCCAUUGGAAAUGCUACCGUCCAGUUUGUCCUUGGAGGUCAGGAAUGGAAUGCACCUCUUCUUGGUACCCAUCCCGAUUUUAUCGCUGGAUUGCUGAUCCUUGUGUCUGGUGGUAUUAUUUCUUUAGGUACCAAUGUAUUCUCCAAAGCUAACAAUUUAUUCAUGAUAACCACUUUACUGACUCUGAUGUUGGUUUUCAUUGUGGCCAUGAUUCAUGCAGAUUUCUCCCUCGUAACAGAGCAUGGGUUUGCACCAAGGGGAGUUGGAUUUGAUGAGAUUGUAGGAAGUGCAAUCAAUGCUUACGCAGGUUAUGCUGGGAUCGAAUCUAUCGCCCUAGCAGCUGAGGAAGCAAAAGACCAAUCCAAGGAUCUCUUGAUAGGACUUCUGUCUGCUCUUGGAAUCAGUAUCUUAGUCUACAUGACUGGAGUCCUCUCAGUCACUGUAUUAACAGAAUACAGUAACAUCGAUCUUAAAACCCCGUUUGAGGCAGCGUUUAAUGAUCUUGAUGGUCUACGUUGGAUGAAGUACAUCGUAGCAGUAGGUGCGUUAUGCAGCAUAACGGGAGGUGCUCUAAACAUGUCCUACGCUAUGACUCGUUUCAUAUAUCCCAUGUCAAGAGAUGGACUUCUUCCUUCUGUGCUCUCCAGGACCAACGAGAGAACUAAGACUCCCUUGCUAGCUAACCUUCUUGGCACAUGUAUUUCUGUUGUUUUUGCCGUAUUAAUUGACAUCAAGAUUUUAAUACAGACCGGCUCCAUGCUAUAUACACUUGAGACCGUCAUUAUAAUAUUUGCGGUGACUAUCUUGCGUUACAGACCCCUAACCGGAGUGGCGGGUACGUAG